ACACAGGGCUAGCGAAGAACGAGUAUCUUGGGAGGAUGAUGGAGGAAGCGUCGUUGCUGCUAAUGCGUCUCCGGAGAGGCCAGCGGCGAUGUCGGUCCCCAAAUGGCACGUGAUGAGCCAAUCAUGUGCGUCGCCAGGGCAACAGCGGCUCGGCCCAGCCCUCGUCGCUCAUCAACAUCAAUGUCGCCGCGCCUUGAAUGGCUCUUCGACAGAGCAAAGACGAGUCGCAUACCCUCCCAGCCAGACAGUCGAAGAUGGAUUCGCCUUCUGCGCAGCUCGUCGAACCGAGCAUGAUCGAGUUCGAUAUGCCGCCGUCAUCGCCCUUUGUUGCAGAAGUCGACAACCGCCGCUCAAGUCCAAACAAACAGCUCUAUGCCGAGAGCCCGCAGCAUGAGGUUGACACCGCCACAAUGGGAUCGCACACACCCGUACAAUUCAAUAUGGAAGACGAGAAAGAGAAUGUCUUGGAGCAUGACUCUACGCUUGCCAAAAUGUUCGCUUCACCCAAUAAACAUGCUGCACCCGAUCGAUCUCCAAGCAGGGCCGACAACUUCAAGAGCAGUCGGGAUUCGACACUGAUGCCGCCACCGCCUCCAUCGGCGCGUAAGGUGUCCGUCUCACCCACCAAGACUCCAUUGAGGACGAGCAGAAGUGAAGCACCCACGCCCAGAACUAGCAGCCGGGCCGAGAAUGCAGAGCGCACCCCGUCCCAAAACAUCGCCAACUUCCAGGCCGCCCUUGACGUACGAAACGCCAUGAUGCCCGCCACAGACAACAUGUACACCGACGACACCUGCUACAGCACCUUCUCAGAGAUCCCCGACAUGACUUUGUUUGCGAGGCUCGGGCAACAGAGCCCCACGCGCCGCAGCGAAGCCACCCGCACACCCCGUGCCGAUUCAGGACCGACGCCUCGCACCUCUCGAAAACGCUCAUCCACCUCUCGGUCUCCGUCACCCACUCCACGACGACAGAAGACACCGGCAACGGUCUCAAAACGGGCGGACGAGACGGGUAGCUUCCUCAUAGAUUUCACCCAGCAGCUCGAAGGCGUGACCACGAACUUCCAGCCUACUUCAUCUUCCAGGUCCCAGACCGAGUCGAAUUUGCUACAGCACAUCAACAAUCAGCGAUCCCCCAACAAGUCCAGCAGCUCGCGAUCACACCAGACCAGCACACCCAACAAGAACCUCCUCAAUCUUCUCGACUUUGAGCUACCGCCAGCACCUACUCCGCGCUCUGUCCCGACCAUCACAGUCCGCGAACUCGAGUCUCUCAAAUCGUCUUACCUGUCACAAAUCUCGAGCCUCAAAGCCACACUAUCAGGUCGCGAGGCCGAGGUGGACUCGCUCAAAAAAGCCGUAGGUGAUGCCGAACGCAGGGUAGGCGAAGCGCAAGAGAGCCUACGCGAGGAGAAAUCGAAGCGCGAGCACCUCGAGGAGGAGAUCGAAAGCUGGAAGAAGCGCGGCGUAGAGUUUGAGAGCGUGCUUCAGACGGUGAAAGAAGAAGUGCUGAACAGCGAAGCGGAGAAGGAGGAAACGAAUCGCAAGUUGGAGGAGUCCGAACGGCGGGCAGACGAUGCCGAAUCACGCGCCGUCAGAGCCGAAGAGCGGUUCGCAGAUGCUCUCGCGGCGAGAAUGAGCGCCUCUGCAGACGGUGAAAACGCGACCGAGGACCAAAUACAGCGCCUCGUGAACGCACAGAUCGACGCGAAGAUCGAAGCCGUCAGCCGCGAACUGCAUUCCGUCUACAAAGAGAAACACGAGCGGAAGGUAGCCACGCUGAAGAAAAGCUACGAAGCGCGCAGCGAGAAGAAGACAGCCGAGCUGCAGACGCGCGUGGCAGAGCUGGAGCGAGCAAAUGAGGACCUUCAAGCCUCCAAAGACUCCACCUUCACCGGUCCCAUCUCCAACACGUCAACAUCAACAUCAACAACAGAAGCCUCUCUCGGCGAAGAAAACAGCAAACUCAAGUCCCAACUCGAAGCGCAAAACGCCGCCAUCGCGCGCCUCGAGUGCGAAAUGUCCGCCUCCAAACAACAGCAAGACGACCUGCAGCGCGAGCUCAAGCAGGAGCGCAUCGAGAAAGGCGAGCUGGUCGCCGCAGUGGACGAGAUGCUGGCGCUGCAGAUGAGCGAGCUGCCGCCGCCGGCGACGCCGCAGGGCAUGCGGGCCAUGAGCGUCGUGGAGGAUUUUCGCAAAUCCAUUUCGCGGCCUUCGUUGGGCCUUCCGACUCCGUCUGGGUUGAGGGUGCCGGGUGCUGGGGGUAGUGGGAUUCCGGGGUCGGCGAGGGGCAAUGGUGGGAGUUUAGUUUCUGCUUGUCCUUCUUCUACGGCGGCGGGGAAGAGUAGGAUGUUGGCUAACAUUGAGCGGAUGGGACGGACGGGGAGUACGCAUGGGGCGGAGUAGUGGUGUUCACAUAUUU
Messenger RNA from Neohortaea acidophila, 2424 nucleotides. RefSeq lists its product as uncharacterized. Bases 198 to 2408 code for a protein of 736 amino acids. Lineage: Eukaryota; Fungi; Ascomycota; Dothideomycetes; Mycosphaerellales; Teratosphaeriaceae. The record is from RefSeq and is a predicted model, not a curated record. The transcript has a single exon.